Ceraceosorus guamensis is the source of this 1090-nucleotide messenger RNA. RefSeq lists its product as hypothetical. The transcript has 2 exons. NCBI's taxonomy places the organism in Eukaryota, Fungi, Basidiomycota, Exobasidiomycetes, Ceraceosorales, Ceraceosoraceae. The coding region runs from base 201 to 704 and encodes 167 amino acids. The record is from RefSeq and is a predicted model, not a curated record.
AUCAAUGACCAGUGCAUUGGUCUUCACCGAUGAAGAGAUAUCCGGAUCACAUUUGUCAGCUGCGUGCGUCGCCCUGAUUAGGCUGACUCAAUCAGGAAUCCUCGAGCACAAGAAUCACAGGCCGAGGCUGUACACAAGUGGAGCUGGAUACGGACGGGAAGCGUGAGCAAGGCACACAUUGCGACGCCAAGUGAAUGUAAAUGAUUCGUGCGCAAUCUCUUCCCACAUCAGCAUUUGACUCCUCGACUCGGUACCGAAAGUGGCGUCAACGUCGAGCAGAGCAUGUGCGAUGCAGUUGCAUGGCGUUGGGGCUGUUGUUCGACUCGGAUGCGUCGAGUCAAGGUCCAAAAGGUGAAAUUUGGUUUUGGCAAGUUUUGAGGGCAUUCGCGAGGCGUCUCGGAAGCUUGCCGACGUCGACGUCAGAUCAAACGAGUCCAAUCACUACUAAAAUUCGAACGCUACAUGGUACGGCGGUACACCAUGUGUAUAGCGCGGGACAGCUCCAAGUCCCAAGUGCGUUUCGCUUGCGCUUCACCACGCCUUGCCGUCUCUCCCGUGCGUUCCGCGCUACUCAUCUACUUGAACCAAGCCACCCUGUGCGGUCCUUCUGUGCCGCGCACUCGCACUCACGGAUGGCCUUCUUGGGCAUCAGCGCUGCAUCGGCUCAAGCUCUUCCAUGGAGGCAAAGUGUUGAGAGGAAGUGAUGCGCGAGGUUGGAGCGCUUCUUGAUCGACGUUGUUCGGCUCUCGUUCAGCGUGGUAUCUUCCUUGUCAAUUUGACUUUGUCCCUGAGCAUGAGACGUGUCGGAGACGAGAAGAGCACCAAUUUAUGUAGCGGCGGAGUUCUCGUUCGCAUGUGUUCCGUGCCUGUGUCUCCUCCACUUAUUAUCGGGCAGCCCUCGGUCAUGGCAAUGAAGUCGUUUCAGCGCUCGCAAAUCUGAUGACCGACUGGGGAGGAGGAGGUCUUUGAGCCUUCAGCAAGGCAGUCUCAGAGUCACGAGUGCUCCUCCUAUGGCAGAGAUGACGAGUUGUGUGGUGAGUAACGGCGAUGGCACGAUCAUUCACAGUCAUGCGCAUCCUUCAUCAGUGAG